Molecule: messenger RNA, 1235 nt
Organism: Leptopilina heterotoma
Lineage: Eukaryota; Metazoa; Arthropoda; Insecta; Hymenoptera; Figitidae
Product: peptidyl-prolyl cis-trans isomerase-like
Exons: 2
Coding region: 168-662 (164 amino acids)
Biological process (GO): protein folding; protein peptidyl-prolyl isomerization
Cellular component (GO): intracellular membrane-bounded organelle
Molecular function (GO): peptidyl-prolyl cis-trans isomerase activity
Source: RefSeq, a predicted model, not a curated record
CAUACGUAUGCACUUUUAUUGAAAUACAUACACAUUUCUAAAAGGGAACCCAAGGAACUGGAAGGGGACACGAAGGAAGUCUUUUCCGCUCGUCACGUUUUGCUGCCUUGAGCGUUCUCACCUCACAUUUAACUUAUUUUAUAAGUAAUCAAAAAACUAAAUCUACAAUGGAACUCCCAAGAUGUUUUUUUGACAUGACCGUCGAUGGACAACCAGCCGGUCGCAUUGUCAUCGAAUUGAGAAGCGACGUCGUUCCCAAGACUGCUGAGAACUUCCGGGCUCUUUGCACAGGAGAAAAAGGAUUUGGCUACAAGAACAGUUCGUUCCAUCGUGUCAUUCCAAAUUUCAUGUGCCAAGGUGGUGAUUUCACCAAGCACAAUGGCACCGGGGGAAAAUCCAUCUAUGGCGAGAAAUUCGAGGACGAGAACUUCAGUCUAAAACACACCGGACCAGGAAUCAUGUCCAUGGCGAAUGCUGGAGCAAACACCAACGGUUCACAAUUCUUCAUCACCACCGUUAAAACCUCAUGGUUGGACAAUAAACACGUUGUCUUUGGUGCCGUCGUCGACGGUAUGGACGUUGUGAAAAAAUUGGAGAGCUAUGGAACUCCAAAUGGAAAGACUUCCAAGAAAAUCGUCAUCGCCGACUCUGGUCAACUUUAAAUUUGUCUUCACAAUUCCUCAACGGGGAAGAGUCAUGUUGAUUUAAAAGAAAACAAAGCAUUUAAAUUUCCAUUCCCUCUGCCUAUUGAAUUGAAGUCAUGAAUGGAAAACAAGGAAUUGAAAAAUCAAUGGAAACAAGUUUUUGAUAUAUUUGAAAAUGUCGACAAAACACCAAUUAUGACUUUAUAAUUACAAUGACAUCUUUUUGAAAAAACGCACAUGUGCAAGCAUUUAUAUGUUUUCAAAUCAUAAAUUUCCAUUCAUUACCUCUUUGAAUACUUUUUCGAAAUUUAAACUCUCUCAGGGCAUUGAACAAAACUUUUAAUUCUCCGACUAGUACUUUUUUGUGUAUAGUAGGUGAUUAUAAAUCGACUCUAUUCCUAAUAUGUACUUAUUCACGUAAUAAUGUAAACAAUUUCUAUGCGUGGUGGUAUAUUCCCUUAAAAUAUAUACAUAUUCAUGAGACGAACAUUAACGUUCUUUGCCCUGGAUAUAAAUUUUUUUUACCAUGUUUUUCUAUUUUCAAUAGCCUUUGAUGGUCAUAUUGCAUUGAAUAAAUGAAUUUCUGUCAAA